GGCGAGGGAGGAGGGAGGAGGCGGAGCUGUGCCGCUCGGCCCGAGUGAUUUUUGGAUUGAAAACAAUGGGUAGAAAAGAUGCCUCUACAUCAAGGACUCCUGUUGACCAGUACAGGAAACAAAUAGGGAAACAAGAUUAUAAGAAAACCAGGCCUAUGUUAAGAGCUACAAGAUUAAAAGCAGAGGCCAAGAAAACUGCACUAGGCGUAAAGGAAGUUGCCCUUGUCCUUGCAGCUAUACUGGUAUUCUUGUUGGCUUUCUAUGCUUUUUUUUAUCUUAAUGUUUCCAAUGAAGUUGACCUUGAUCUGGACCCAGAAGAAAACUAGCAGAUGCAAUGAAUCUGUCAUCAAGAUUUCUUUAGCUUCAACAAGACUGCAUAGAAACACACGGUCCCUUCACUGUAAGACAGUCAACUAUGCCAUUUCUUGCAGUCCAAAUUCAUAAGAAAGUUUUGCAAUACGUCAGUCACAUUCCAGGUCUCCAAAAGAAGAACACUUAUGCCUGGCCAAGUGUAUUUGUCUAACACCAAAGCCAGGAGCAACAGUACAAUACAUGAAGUUUAUUGUUUACAUUAUGUUUUUCUCAGGCAGAGAACUUUGAUGUCAAAAGACAGGUGCUACUAUUAUCAUGGGUAUUGAUGCUGACUUCACAGGAGUGUCUGCCUUGACCAAAUUUAGGAAUCAGAGCUUCUUAAUAACCAAAUUCGUUUCCUGUUCCUUUCUGAAAGAAAGCAGAAAUACCAAGUAAAAAGUCUUUUCUUCAUUUGUGUUUAUAAUAUAUCAAAACACCCUCAUCCUUUCUCUCCCUUUUAAUCUUCCUUGUGCAUGCAUGUGUGCGCAUGCUUGAAGAUGGAAGAAAUGGUAG
Messenger RNA from Onychostruthus taczanowskii (white-rumped snowfinch), 864 nucleotides. RefSeq names its product triple QxxK/R motif containing (gene TRIQK). The transcript is spliced from 4 exons. Gene Ontology annotation, cellular component: endoplasmic reticulum membrane. Bases 66 to 326 code for a protein of 86 amino acids. NCBI's taxonomy places the organism in Eukaryota, Metazoa, Chordata, Aves, Passeriformes, Passeridae. The record is from RefSeq and is a predicted model, not a curated record.